AUGUCGUCAGUAAAAACGAUCUAUCACAAAGAUGGCAGUUUUACUCGCCCGGAUAGCAUCUUUCGAAAUUUCAUUUCCAAGGACCCAAACUCACGAUUCCCCGCUGAGAAGGGCCGCUAUGCCCUCUAUCUCUCCCCGGGUUGCCCAUGGGUAAGUGGUAUCACAUUCUCUAAUAUUGCCAUAUUUUUGGCGCAUAGAACUAUGAUAGUCCGGCUUCUCAAAGGGCUCGAUUCUAUAAUCGACGUUUACCAGCUCCAUUUCACUAUGGGCCCUGAGGGAUGGUAUUUCAGCGGCGAAGGGGGCUCUCUUGAUGAAGAUCCUCUGCACGGGUUUAAAAAGCUCAAGGAACUAUACCUCAAAGCCGACCCCAGUUAUACAGGCCGCUACACUGUUCCUGUAUUGUGGGAUAAAAAAGCCGACGUUUUGGUCAAUAAUGAAUCGUCAGAAAUUAUCCGCAUGCUCUAUUCGGAGUUUGAUGACUUGCUGCCAGAGCACCUCCGUGAAGAGAAUCGGUCAGGAAAAGGUUUAUAUCCACCGCAUCUCAGAGCUGAGAUCGAUGCCAUGAAUGACUGGGUAUAUAACACCGUGAACAAUGGGGUAUACAAGGUUGGCUUUUCCAAGUCGCAGAAAGCGUACGAGGAAAACAUAUACCCUCUAUUCGCCUCCCUCGAUCGCCUUGAAGAGCAUCUUGGCCACGGCAAGCCUUUUCUUUUCGGCGACUCAAUCACCGAGGCCGACGUACGUCUAUAUACCACUAUGGCGCGUUUUGAUGUUGCGUACCAUAGCGUCUUUCAAUGCAACCUCAAAUCGAUUCGACACGACUAUCCCCGGUUGCACGCCUGGCUUCGGAGGCUAUACUGGGAUCAGAAUGAAGAGGGGCCUUUGCGAGCGGCAUUUUACCGUACAACAGAACCCAAUAUUUCGCGGUAUGCCCUAGGUUAUGCGGAUUCUAGGUGGAAGAUUGUGCUAGAGAGCCAAGGACCUCUGAUCGUGCCCGUAGGGCCAUCAGUACUUAUGCAGCCUCUAUAA
This is a messenger RNA of Trichoderma gamsii, 1029 nucleotides long. RefSeq names its product glutathione transferase. Gene Ontology annotation, molecular function: glutathione transferase activity. The transcript has 3 exons. The record is from RefSeq and is a predicted model, not a curated record. Gene Ontology annotation, cellular component: cytoplasm. The coding region runs from base 1 to 1029 and encodes 342 amino acids. NCBI's taxonomy places the organism in Eukaryota, Fungi, Ascomycota, Sordariomycetes, Hypocreales, Hypocreaceae.